GGAAGUGCACUUGUCUUGGUGCAAGCGGAGUUGGACAUUUAACCAGAAGCAGACUGAAUCCGGAGUAGGGAGGCUCGGAAGUUCGAGACUCUCUUCUUGCACUUGGGGCAGGCAGAGGCUGAAAGAGCCAGUGGCGGGCUGGGCUAGGCAGGACCGCGGACCCCACUCGCUCCUCGCCAACCCUGGUCGUGAUCCGGGAGUAGCCAAGCGAGCGCUCCAUUCCCCGCUGGGGAUCGGGGCGCUCGCAGUGGCAGGAGGCUCCUCCCGGCGGGCUGCCGAGCUAGCCCCAGCGUCCGCCCGGCAGCAAGCGGGAAAGGGGGCAAGGAGGACGACUGAGAGCAGCCGCGGCAGCCGCUGAUCGCCCUCCGUCCCUCCCUCCGCUCCCCGUCGCUUCUGACCCGCUGGCUUCAACUCCCCUUGUGCCGCUGCUGGCGUUCAGGUGCUGCCCUGCCGCCGCCGGACGGAGAAGGAGCGCCGCCCGGCCAGCGGCCGCCUUGUCAUGCUGCCCAAAGUGGAGACGGAAGCCCUGGGACUCGCCCGAUCGAAUGGGGAACGGGGGCAGAUGCCGGAAAACAUGCAAGUGUCUCAGUUUAAAAUGGUGAAUUACUCAUAUGAUGAAGAUCUUGAAGAACUGUGUCCAGUAUGUGGAGAUAAAGUCUCUGGGUAUCACUAUGGACUCCUCACCUGUGAAAGCUGCAAGGGUUUCUUUAAACGAACAGUCCAGAACAACAAAAGGUACACAUGCAUAGAAAACCAGAGCUGCCAGAUUGACAAAACUCAACGGAAACGUUGCCCAUAUUGUCGGUUUCAAAAAUGCCUAAGUGUUGGGAUGAAGUUGGAAGCCGUGAGAGCUGACCGGAUGCGUGGGGGUCGAAACAAAUUUGGACCAAUGUACAAGAGGGACAGGGCACUGAAGCAGCAGAAAAAAGCUCUCAUCCGAGCAAAUGGACUCAAGUUGGAAGCCAUGACUCAGGUGAUUCAAGCAAUGCCCACUGACCUAACAAUAUCCUCUGCAAUCCAGAAUAUCCACUCUGCCUCCAAAGGCCUACCUCUGAACCAUACAGCCUUGCCUCCCACAGACUAUGACAGAAGUCCCUUUGUAACCUCUCCCAUUAGCAUGACAAUGCCGCCACAUGGCAGCCUACAAGGUUACCAGACCUACGGUCACUUUCCAAGCCGUGCUAUCAAGUCUGAGUACCCCGAUCCUUACACCAGCUCCCCAGAGUCAAUAAUGGGCUACUCUUACAUGGAUGGUUAUCAUCAGACAAGCUCACCAGCAAGUAUUCCUCACCUGAUAUUGGAACUCUUGAAGUGUGAGCCAGAUGAGCCGCAGGUCCAGGCUAAGAUCAUGGCAUACUUGCAGCAAGAGCAAGCCAACAGAAGCAAACAUGAAAAGCUCAAUACGUUUGGGCUUAUGUGUAAAAUGGCUGACCAAACCCUCUUCUCCAUUGUCGAGUGGGCCAGGAGUAGCAUCUUCUUCAGAGAACUUAAGGUUGAUGACCAAAUGAAGCUGCUUCAGAACUGCUGGAGUGAACUCUUAAUUCUAGAUCACAUUUAUCGGCAAGUGGUACACGGGAAAGAAGGCUCCAUCCUUCUAGUCACUGGGCAACAAGUGGAUUACUCAGUAAUAGCAUCUCAAGCAGGAGCCACACUCAACAAUCUUAUGAGCCACGCACAGGAGCUAGUAGCAAAACUACGAUCUCUGCAGUUUGAUCUCCGAGAGUUUGUGUGUCUCAAAUUUUUGGUGCUGUUCAGUUUAGAUGUCAAAAACCUAGAGAACUUUCAGCUGGUGGAAGGUGUUCAAGAACAAGUGAAUGCUGCUUUGCUGGACUACACAAUGUGCAACUAUCCACAGCAGACAGACAAAUUUGGGCAGCUUCUCCUGCGACUCCCAGAAAUCCGGGCAAUCAGUAUGCAGGCUGAAGAAUACCUCUACUACAAACACCUGAAUGGGGAUGUGCCAUGUAAUAACCUCCUCAUUGAAAUGCUGCAUGCAAAGAGAGCAUAAAUUAUAUCCUUUACAGCUUCUGCUUUUGAAAAAAAAAGAGGGGGGAAAAUACUCUGAACUGCUCCAAGCGAUACUAAUUAAAAGAACUUGGUUCAAAGGAACUCUGCAAAAAAAUGAUAUAAUAAUCAAAUACUUAAUAGUAAAUAAGUGAUGUAUCAGGGUAUUUGUAUUGCAAACUGUGAAUCAAAUGCUACACAGUCUCCCCAAAGGAACAUGUAUAGGACUUUAUCACUGGAAUGAAAGGAGAUUACAAAUGGAUAUGGAUACCAUUGCCAAUGUGAAACAAAACAAGACAGAAAAAGAAAAGGACACAACAAUUCUUGUAAGUUAAACCUUUGCUGAUUACCACUAUGGAGAAAUUUAGGAUCAAUUUUUAUCGGUGUGAUUAAGCUAACAGGAGGAAUGUGUAUGCACUAAGUUCCUUCAUUGGUUAGUAGGACUGAAGACAUCUCUAAAGGGUGCAAAACAAAACACAGCAGCUACCCUUUGUCAUCCUUCCAAGGACUGAACGUGUAUUUCUCCUCUGAAAAGGAUGUGGCACCAAUCUCUAAUAAAGAACUGGAAUAGGCCAUGUUCGUAGAAUAUAUACUGUAGCACCACCAAAACAAAAAUAAACAAAGCCUGGUUUGGGGACUGUCAGUACUCAGGCCUGCAAA
Hemicordylus capensis (graceful crag lizard) is the source of this 2664-nucleotide messenger RNA. It is a transcript of the gene NR5A2, whose product is annotated as nuclear receptor subfamily 5 group A member 2. The transcript has 7 exons. The coding region runs from base 500 to 2008 and encodes 502 amino acids. Gene Ontology annotation, biological process: tissue development; hormone-mediated signaling pathway; regulation of transcription by RNA polymerase II. NCBI's taxonomy places the organism in Eukaryota, Metazoa, Chordata, Lepidosauria, Squamata, Cordylidae. Gene Ontology annotation, molecular function: RNA polymerase II cis-regulatory region sequence-specific DNA binding; zinc ion binding; nuclear receptor activity. Gene Ontology annotation, cellular component: RNA polymerase II transcription regulator complex. The record is from RefSeq and is a predicted model, not a curated record.